This is a messenger RNA of Theileria parva strain Muguga, 1968 nucleotides long. Its product is annotated as Major Facilitator Superfamily protein. Lineage: Eukaryota; Apicomplexa; Aconoidasida; Piroplasmida; Theileriidae. Gene Ontology annotation, molecular function: transmembrane transporter activity. The coding region runs from base 304 to 1779 and encodes 491 amino acids. The transcript has 6 exons. Gene Ontology annotation, biological process: transmembrane transport. The record is from RefSeq and is a predicted model, not a curated record. Gene Ontology annotation, cellular component: membrane.
GUUGAUUCCUCAAAAAUUUUAACAAUUAUCAAUUCCAGGCACUAAUUUGAUCUUUUUCAUACAAAUUGUGCCAAAAUCUUUCAUAAUUAUCAAAUUAUUUAAUAGUUUAAUAUUAAUUCUUGUACUAUACAUUCACUAGCGCUCUUUCGCUUCUAUUCUCAUUUUUUUGUAAAUUAUUCAUAAAAUUAUUAUUUCGCUGUAAAUUAUAAAAACAAGACACCGUAAUCGUUUUUUCUACAAUAUAUUGAACUUUUCUGCAAUAAAAUAAAAUUUGUCGUAAUUUCAUCAAAGUAUACUGAAUAGAUGGAAAACUUAGAUAAAAACAUGGAUGAAGAAGUAGUAGAUAACACUUAUUUGAGGGUAAAGAGGCGUUUUUUUGAGCGCGUCGGGGUGAUAUUUUCAGUGUUUAACAUCGCAACGUUUUUGGAGUACUUUAACCUCCAAAUUCUCCCCUCGUCUAUGCGAGGGCUUGAAAUGUCUCUAUUCUUCACUUCAAAGGAUAAUUCAAUGCUCACUAUGGCAGAAAACCUUGGACUCGUGUGCUUCAUACCGAUCUGGGGUGCUCUCUGCGAUAAAAUCGAACUCCAAUACAUUUUAAUCUUUGGAAUUAUUCUAACGGGGCUUAUCAACAUAUGGUUAUCAACAAUUUCAAACUACACUCUGAUAUUAAUAUUGCGUAUAUUCAAUGGCGCGUUGAUGGGAAGUGUAACGCCAUCAGCGCAGAAGUUUAUAGCGACGAAUCUACAAAAUAAGCUGGCAUUUGGAUUUGGAAUUUUACACGCGGUGAUGUGUUUUGGAAGAAUGAUCUCAGGUCUAAUUUCAACGACCUAUUCAACAGACACCUACAGAGACAUUUACGGGUGGAGAAUUGUUUUAUUCACCUAUGGUGUCGUUACGUUGGUUACGUCACCAGUUCUAUUCUUCAUACCCAAGGUCAAACGUAUUGAUAAUAAUACGACGGGCGAAAAGAUUAAACUUUCUCAUAAAAUCAAACAAUUGGCACAUUACUUAUUCUUUAUCAUUAAAGAAUCGUUAAGUAAUACCACCUCUAUCUUAUUAGCUGUAUUGAACUUUUUUAGUGAUGGGCCGUUUGUGGCGUUUAAUUAUGUGACUUUAUUAAUUCAGUACAUGAGGCUUUCAAAUACCGUAUCGGCAAUUACUACGGGGCUAACCAUUUUGGGUGGUAUUAUUGGCGGAAUUAUUGGCGCUUUCGUUUCUGAUCAUUUUGAUCGUAAAUGGCCUAAACAUGGACUAUUAAAUAUAGGUAUACUAAAUGUUGGGAUAAGAAUAAUAACGUUUAUGAUAUCGUUUUUGGUAAUAGAUGUGACGAACAUCAAGCGUCUGUACCCACUUUUGGCGAUCUGUCUCAUCAUUAACGGGAUGACCUUUAUGACCGUAAGCUGCGUUGAUCGCACUCUUCUCGCCAAUGUAGUCAUGCCUUCAGUCCAUUCUUCAUCAAUAUCAAUUAUAAGAUGUAUUGGAGGAAUAUUGAGUGCUGUGAUAUUUAACCCUGUGUUGGCGAAGUUGAACGAAGGCGUUUUCCACUUCGAAUCCUCAUCAUUGGCAGUCGCACUCAUGCCCUUCAAACUCAUUAAAAAGAACUCUGACGCUCUCAGAUACUCAAUCUCAAUCAUUUCUCUAGGAACCACUGGUGUCGUUUUAGUGCUCUACAUUGUAUUACAUUUCACAUACGGGAAAGAUUGUGAAAAGAUAAAGCAAAGAAUCGGGAAGGAAUCCGGUUUAUUCGAAAUCAAAGAAAUGGAUGAUCCGACUCCAUAAAUCUCUCGAUAUGCAUUUUUUAAUCAUUAUUGAUUAGUUAAAGGAGGAUUGAGGAAAGUAUAUUUAAAAAUAAAGCUGAAAAUACCAAUGUGUAUUUUGUGUGGCAAUCAGUGUAAUAAACGAUAACAUUGUCGUCUUGACAAAAGUGUAAAUAAAAUUAAUUUACCUCAAAAUUUAUUUAAUAAAUCU